Molecule: messenger RNA, 1491 nt
Organism: Hippoglossus stenolepis (Pacific halibut)
Lineage: Eukaryota; Metazoa; Chordata; Actinopteri; Pleuronectiformes; Pleuronectidae
Product: sterile alpha motif domain-containing protein 9
Exons: 3
Coding region: 321-1439 (372 amino acids)
Cellular component (GO): cytoplasm
Source: RefSeq, a predicted model, not a curated record
GUUAAUAUGCUGGAUCACAAAGGAGCAUGAAACUAUGAACAGAAUGCAGGGGGAGUGGCUAAACAAUGUUUAUAAGUUCCAUCCCCGUGGAUCUGCAGUCAAACACAGCAGCUGGAUCUCAAUCAGAUCGGCUGUAAAACAUCAAGAACAACAACUGGGUUUCCAGGCUGUUGACAACAUCUCUUGCUGGUAUUUAAAUGCUGCUGCACUGACCCGUUAAACCAGAACCAGAGGAAUUACAAAAGAUUCUUGGCUCACUCCAACCACAACAAUAUUUGUGUAACACAAUAUUUCGCUUCACAAUAAGAUAAAGCACCAUAAUGGAGCGUGGUUCACCAGACACUGAAUCCUCUGGUGCUGAUAGUGAGAUGUCAGGGGAGGAAUUGGUUGAGCGCUGGGUUUUGUAUAUGAAUCAAAACCCCAAAUCCACCAACACGCAACUGUUCUGUAUGUUGGCACUGCUGAAGGCGUAUGCUCCUGAGUCCUACCUCCUGAUGUCUGAGUGUCAAAAGAUUCUUGGCCCACCUGAUCCCAUCCAUGGAGGCCCCCCCUUUGAGGACAGAAUGGAGCCUUUUACCUUCUUCAUCAGGAAAUCCAGUCCAAACCCUGGACACGAACAUGUAUGUAUGAUUGACCAGGUAUCUGCACAAUGUGCUGUGAAGGUAAUGGCUGCCAUUGGGAUUCCCAGGAGUGCUACAGUGACCCAAAUGAUGAACUCACUUUGUGGAGCUCAGGCAGAACCACAUGUUCUCCAGUUCAUCAAAGAUCUGCUGACAAAGAGAAAAAUGGGACAGAAAGGCAAAGAGAAUUUCUCAAGGUUGGUUGAAGAUAUACGGAAGCAUGAGAGUUUUAACGAAGCUCUUUGUGUCUUGAAGAGAGCGUCAACAAUAUUCAAAGAGAACGCCGCUUUCCCCCAAGUUGUUUCUCGUCUGUAUUACAUUGCUAAAGAACCAUCUGACUAUGUAAAAGCUGAAGAAUGGGCAAAGAGAGCCAUUAAUCGAGCUCCAGACAUCUCUUACAUAGCUGACACUCUUGGGCAGGUUUAUAAACGCCGUUUGUUGAAGAUGGGUAAGGGAACAGGAGGAAUCAAGAGCAUGGCAGACGAGGCCUUCAGAGCAUUUAAAGAUGUGGAGAGGAAAGCAGACAAUGAAAAGCCCCUAGAGAUGGACACAGAAGGUACUGCAAGCAUUGCAGCUACUUUCAACAAUCAGGGCCUUUUCGGCUUCCUUCAAGUGGCAAAGAUCGCCUUUGAAAAACUCAGAGAUCAGCAACACAAGGCUUCUUUAAUCCAAAACAAGAAAAUGGAAGUUGAAGACAAGUUUGAAUUCUUUGAGUGGUACCUGACCUACUCGAAGCCUGACAAGACAACUUUAGCCACCUUACUUCUGGAAGGUUGUGGCGAUCUGUUACAAACAUUACACAACAAGAACAGCAGCUGAAUCCACCAGCUUCCCAGGUCUUCUUGACUGUUUGAAUCAUGGCCUUUUCAUG